GCAGCACCCGUGGCGCAGACGCCCGGCUGGCUUUAGCAGCACCCGUGGCGCAGCCGCCCGGCUGGCGUCCCCCGGGCGCGGCGGGCCCUCGGAUGGCCUUCGGCGCGGUGGUGCGGCAGAGGGCCCCGUCGCUGCCGCGCGAGGUGUCGAGGGAGGCGGCGCUGGUGCCGGGCUUGCGGGCAGGGGGCGCCCACGAGAGCGCCCGGGCCCGCGCUGGCGAGCUGGAGGCCCGGUGCACGCGCCUGGCGGCCAGCGAGGAGCGCCUGCUGGAGAGCCUGCGGCAGCUGCGGCAGAAACUCGAGGCGUCCCGCCGCGAGAACCUGGCGUGCGUGGAGGCCGCCGAGCGCGAGAUCGAGCGCUUCCAGGGCGAGUUGCGGGCCAGCGAGGCCGUCUGCGAGGACCUGGAGGGCAAGAUCCGCGCGGACGCCGACGGCGAGCUGGCCGCCCCCGCGGUGCAGGAGGAGGACGCCCCGCGCCGGGCCGCCAGCGAAGCCGGGGCCCUGCGCGAGGGCGCGGUGCGGCAGUUGCAGCAGAAGCUGCGCGAGGUCGAGCGCCUCCGCGCAGAGGCGGGCGCCCGCGCGGAGGCGUGCGAGGCCAUGGCGCGGGAGGCGGCACCGCUGGAGCAGGAGCUGGAGCGCGACCGCCAGCGCGAGCGCAGGCUCCUCCAGGCGCAGGCCAUCGGCCGGCGGCUCCUCCUCCGCGGCCCCGGCGCCUGGGCCUUCCAGGCCCACGCGGCGGGCGCGCGCUGCUCCCGCGCCCUGCGCGAGCGCGGGUGCCACCUCGCAGAGAGGCGGCGGCGGCGGCAGUGCGCACGGGCGAACGCGGCGUGGUCGGAGUGGGCGCACCGGCAGGGCGCCAUCCGCCGCACGGUGCGGCCGCUGGCCCGCUGCACGCCGCGGCGCGUGCUCCUGGCCUGGGCGGCGCAGGCGAGGAUCCAGGCCCGACUCGCGCCGAGGGCGCGCCGCUGGAGCAGCAGGCUGCUGCUGCUGCAGCGCCCGCUGCUGCCGCGGUGGG
Molecule: messenger RNA, 1014 nt
Organism: Prorocentrum cordatum
Lineage: Eukaryota; Dinophyceae; Prorocentrales; Prorocentraceae
Source: the annotation of a GenBank genome assembly